Malus domestica (apple) is the source of this 597-nucleotide messenger RNA. RefSeq lists its product as uncharacterized. The record is from RefSeq and is a predicted model, not a curated record. NCBI's taxonomy places the organism in Eukaryota, Viridiplantae, Streptophyta, Magnoliopsida, Rosales, Rosaceae.
AUGGACCCAACUUCAAGUGUACAAGAUGCUGAACCAGAUGACAGCAGCAGAUUAAUUCAGUCUCAACGGGUGCUUUCCGAAGUGCUGUCGAGGGAACAGCUGCUUCAUCUUUUCGAUCGAUUCUCUUUCCUCACAUUUCAGCCUGAGGUGAAGAAAAGAAUCGUAGAUGGUGUUGAGGACAAGCAGGAAGCUAUAGCUGUAACUACUGCGAUCCAGGAUGAGAUAUUUUUGGAGAUGGGGAUUGAUCCAAGAUCUGGCCUAUCGUGCUUGGGAAAGGUGAAUGUUGAAUACGAGAAUGAUCAGGAUGUGAUGAUUCAGUUUUAUAAAUUCAUUGCAAGGGAGGAGAUGGCAUGUGACGAAGCUGAGCUUGGAGCAGAGAAAUUUGCUGAAAAGAUGCACAGUAAAAAACAAUUACAGGAACUGGAGAUGCUAAAGCACAUGCGUAAAUUUCCCAAGGAUGAUCAAUCUGCAAUCCUCGAGAAGUUACAUCAGCAGAUGGAAAACGCCAACUUUGAUGGUGCUGCAUCUGUUUUGUCGCUGGAGCAGAUUCAGGAGAUUAUUCGAAGGAGGGUGUCUCUUUUAUUUAACCUGAGAUAG